Pyrus x bretschneideri (Chinese white pear) is the source of this 1292-nucleotide messenger RNA. RefSeq lists its product as uncharacterized. Lineage: Eukaryota; Viridiplantae; Streptophyta; Magnoliopsida; Rosales; Rosaceae. The transcript is spliced from 3 exons. The record is from RefSeq and is a predicted model, not a curated record. Bases 7 to 681 code for a protein of 224 amino acids.
AGUUCCAUGGCUAAAUGUCUCGGACAACUCAAAAAUCUCAAGAUAUCCAAUUGUCAAAUCAUGGAAGAGAUAGUGAGAAAUGAAGAGAAUAUAGAUGACAUGUUUGAUAAGCUAAACCGUUUAGAGCUAUAUCUUCUUCCAAACCUUGCUAGAUUCACCUCUGGAAGUUACAUUAAAUUUCUGUCCUUGGCGUAUUUGGUUCUAGUCGGUUGUACUAAACUGGAGACAUUCAUCUUUGGUGCUAAGAGUGGAAAUAUUACAACCAACAAAGAAGAAAGAGAUAUUGAGCUCUUUGACGAAAAGGUAGGAUUUCCUAGCUUGGAUACGUUGUACAUAUGGGACUUACCUAAGUUGAAGACAAUAUUCCACAACCAACUUCAUUCAGAUUCUUUUGGCAGGCUCAGAAUUAUGGAUGUUCGUAGAUGCCACAGUGUAAUUAAUAUCUUUGGGCCAAGUAUCAUGGGAAGAUUGAAUACGUUAGAGUCCUUAGAAAUAGAGCAGUGCCAGUCACUACAAGUGGAAUAUGACACAUCAUCUACUACUCAGUUGAAUGGUUUUGAGUGCCCAAAUUUAAACUCAAUUGAGAUAGACUCAUGUGAUAGUUUGAAAAAUGUCUUUCCCGCCUCAGUGGCCAAAGAUCUUAAGCAGCUAAGCAAGUUGAAGGUUAAGAAUUGUGGUUGAAUGGAGGAAAUUGUCACAAAGGUAAAAGGACCAGAAAGGACACAUGAGUUCGGCUUCCCUAAAGUAGAAACUGUGAUAUUUGAAAAUCUGCCCCAACUUCAGAGUUUCUAUCCAGGGUUGCAUGUUUCUAAUUGGUCAUUACUCAACGAAUUAAAUUUCGAAAAAUGUGGUAGUGUGGAGAUUUUUGCUUUCGAAUUUUCAACAUAUCAUGAAAAAAUUGAGUUGGGUCACCCAACACCAACGAGACAACCUUUCUUUUUGAUUGAGAAGGUUUUGAUGCCCAACUUAACAACCUUGAAUGUGCAUCAAUGUGAUAGUUUAAGAUUCUUGUUUUCGAGUUCCAUGGCUAAAUGUCUCGGACAACUCAAAACACUCAAGAUAUCCAAUUGUCAAAUCUUGGAAGAGAUAGUGAGAAAUGAGGAGAAUAUAGAUGACAUGUUUGAUAAGCUAAACCGUUUAGAGCUACUACAUCUUCCAAACCUCGCUAGAUUCAGCUCUGGAAGUUACAUUAAAUUUCCGUCCUUGGCGUAUUUGGUUCUAGACGGUUGUACUAAACUGGAGACAUUCAUCUUUGGUGCUAAGAGUGGAAAUAUUACAACCAACAAAGAAGA